AUUCUUUAAUACUUAUCGAUUUUCUACCACCCUUAAAGUGCAGCUGUCAUUGGUAAAAAUGGCGAAUUGUGAUAAAGUCGGGAAGUCGACCAUAAAUUAUUAAUUUACGUUAUUUUGGAACAAAUACAAAUUUUCAUAUUCAAGGAAGUGCGCUGAGGAAGCACAGACUUUACAUUCGAAGUGUGCACAUUUUAGUUCUUGGACAGUAUUUGCAUUUCGCCGUCCCUUGAAUCUGGAUCAGGGCAAUCUUUACACACCGCAAGAUAUAAAUGAACCAAAUCGAAAUACAGGAACUUACGACUCACCUAUCCCAGGCACUUGAUCAAAACUACGAUGUCGUCAAUAUGGACGCAGUGCUCUGUGUCAUAUGUGCAUUGGAGGGUACAACUAUCACCAAGGAGCAGUUGGAGGCCACCAGAUUGGCUAAGUACAUAAAUCAGCUCAGAAGAAGGACUAAGAAUGAGCAUUUGGCUCGACGUGCAAAAUCUUUGCUGAAAAAGUGGCGGGAAAUGGUAGGAAUUCAGCAAACCGCCACUGAAUAUUUGGCACAUCCCAGUCAAAUUUCAUCUUCACAACCAGCAUUAAAUUUGGUUAAGUCCCCUAUCAACAGCUUUAUUACAGAACCAAUUGCUCCUUCGCAGCAAAUAGUUUCAGAUAUGCAUUCAAAUAUCGACUCUGCGGAGCCUCCGCUUUUGGGUGAACAUACCCUACUUCAUCCGAGCUUCUCCAACCUUGUAAAUAGUAUAAAAGAUAGCGAUCGCCACGAAAACAUCGCUAUAACGACAUUUCAUACUCACAAGGAUCGGCGACAUUCGCAUGCCAUCCGAAGUUGCCACGUGGCCUCUCCUCAGCCGAUCGUCAUAGAUCAUUCAAUAAAUUCCGUGAUCAACUUGACCGAAGACAGCACCGUGAAGAUAAACGAAACUUCAGUUGUUAUUGACAUAGCUUCGGAUUCCGAUGAGAAUGACAAUAACAGGUCGUUAAAUCCAAAAAAAUUAAACUCAAUUGUUCCUGCGCCACUUCCAACACCAUCUACACCAAGCUCACGGCAACGCAAAUUAAAAAAGGAAAAAAGAAGUAAGGAAAGAGAAGGACAGGUCGCAUCAAAUACAAGAUUUGGUGCAAAAGUCAGCGACACGUUUCAACAGGCCGCUCUGACAACAGAUUCGGAAAUAUUUUCCCUUUCAAACAGUUCUAUGAGCUCAAUUGUAUCUGGAGAUGCUACAUUAAGUUAUUCGCAGAAUAAAUCUCGACUAAACUCAAACGAAUUGACCUUUACCGGUCGGUUUAAGGCGGUUGACCAUUUGUUUCGAAGCACCGAGUCAGGGAAACGCAAAAUUGAUGAGUAUAGUGCUUACGACUCAAACGCAUCAUGUAGUCGUCUAUCGCCUUCAACUGUAGACGAAGUAAAGAAAGCUGAACAUUUAUUUGAUGCUCAGUUAACUAAUGCAACCGCGAAUCAGAUGCCUAUGUCCGCUGUCGGCUAUGAGUCAAGUACUAGACAUGAGUAUUUGGAAAGCGAAUCGCCUUCCCAGAUCCCAAAACGACGUGGUAGGAAAAAAGGAUCAAAAGGAGUAGACGCACUUAUUGCAAAGGAAUCAUCAAGCCUGUCUCAACAAAUAUUUUUUGGUGGCUCUGUUAAAAAAGUUAAGACUACAAAAGAACUUUUUAAUGAAAUUCAGAGCAGAAAAUUAAGUGUUUCUAUGCAAUCAUCUGCGAGUAAUCUUUCAAAUUCGUCAACAAAUCGAGAUCUGACUUCGCAUACCACAUUUCCGAGACAAACUUCUUCUUGCUCAGACACUUCAAUGCAUUCUCCACAUAUAUUGGAAACUUUAUCUGGCAGUGCUAUCUUCGCAAGUAAAAUAGAUGAUCUGGCAAAUACUGAUAGUGAUACCGUCACUUCAGAUCCAUCACACGAUAGUAAUAAAUCACAAGAGAUAAAGGAAUGUACUUCGUUAGAUAGCAAUAGCAAUUCUGUUCAGAGCUUACCUUUAGCAAAUAAUCGGGAAAACUUGAUUCCCAAAAAUGUUAAUGAUAUCACCACUCAACUAAUGCAUCUAAUUCACAGCUUAAACAGCCCGCUGAGUAUAAUUGAAAUUGAGAGGGUGUACCAAGAAAAAAUAAUACCAUGUACUUGCAUAGUUAUCGAAGAGGUUGAAGGAACAUUAGGAGAAUCGAAUAAUUGCACUUUAGAUGACCAGUCGAAGAAUGCAAAAAUAAGUUUAAAUUCUAAAGACAACCUUUUUUGUCACAAUCAAGAUAAUUUUCCUACUUCACAACGCUCUAUUAAUGGUGAAGUAAUUGACACUCAGCCAAAAUUGGUAAAGUCCAUAUUUGAUCUAGAUUUUGAUGAUAACGACGAUCCAUUAAAUUUAAUUAUGGAUGAAAUUCAAAAGCCUAUUGCCAGAGCCGAAGAGUUAAAAAAUAAUAAAUCAGAUACCAAAAACAUUCAUUUUGGUGCAUCUGCACAAAAUGUUUCGUUUAAUAUCAAUUUCAGCGACGAUGCUCAACAAGAUAAUUCGAAUCAAGAAAGAGAAAAAAGUGAAACACAAAAUGCUAUUCCUGCUUUUACAGUUCACGAAGAUCCGGAUUGCUUGGCAAGGCAAAGGUUUUAUAUACAAACAAACAAAGUGACCAGCUUUCACAUUAAUGCGUUGCACAAUUAUUAUAUACCAAACAUAAAUGGUAAUUGGGAUAGUGUGGAAUCAUUUACAAGUUUUCAACCUAAGCACACAAUUAUGGAUACCAUGGAAUCGUACACGGUGACUAAUGGAGCUGAUGUUGUUCCUAAAUAUGGACUUCUAACAUCAGAUCGAAUAAGAAAAGAUCUAAGUUCACUUAAAAGUAUUAAACCUUAUAGGGUAAAAAAAUUUACAUCUUUAUUUUCACCGUUUCUUGGUGUUGCAAAGUGUUUACCAACGUGUCGAAGAGCUAGACGAAGGCUUAAAAAUUUUGUUACCUUGUCCACUGCGAAUGAUAAUACAGCUAAGAAUUUUGAAAGCCUUGAAAAUAUGAAAGCUUCCUUUAAAAACUGCAACCCGCUAAAUGUUAAAAUCGAUGGUACAACUUCUGCUAUUUACAGCCAUAAUGAAAACCAUGUGCCAAUGCAAGUCAAUACCAACGUCGAACAAUUACCGCCGUCGCAAUCAUUCUCCGGUAAUGCCAUCAGUUAUAAUUUACUAAAGCUGGCCGAUGAUAAAGUGCGUGAUGACGAAAUCAGCGAUAAAAGCAGUAAUCACGGUUGUCAAGAAAACAGUCCAUAUAGCAGUUCUAGCAGUAGUGGCUACUCCGAUAGCAAGGAAGAUCAACACAAUAUAAUCAAAAAUCAGCAAAAUAAAAGCAUUCAAUUAAACAGUAGAAAUUCAGAUAUGAAUAGAAGAAAAAGAAGAAUAUAUUUAGAGGAUGAUUCAAAAAAGAAGAAACAUUAUCGAAAACGAAUAAAGGCUGCUGUAAACGGAACUUGUUCAAAUCUGCAUAGAAAUUUAAACAGCAGUGACAGCGAAAAUGGAAUGGAAAAUGAUUAUAAAAAUGAAUACGGAAACAGUAAUAAUGAAGAAUAUGCUAUUGUUCAACGUCCAGCAGGUGAUGGGGAAAAUUGCAGAAAUCACAUUGUAUUGACAAUAAAAAAAACUCCAAGUAAAAUUAAUUCUCCAGCUAACUCUAUGAAUGCAUUUUCUCCUUCAUCUACAUCAGAUGCAGCAAAUUUGAAAAAAUCGAUUCUAGACUUUUGUCUGGAAGAUACAAAUAUAUCACAAAGUAUAACAGAAAUUCCACAAAAAAAAAAAGAGGAUUUGUCGAAAUCGAACAGAAUUGUCCAUCAGUCUCGAUGUUCUGCCUAUCGCAGAAUAUUUCGAAAAUCUGACAAAAGUCAAACUAAAUUUAUUGAUCUAGAAUUAAAACAUUUAUUUCAUUUGAAAUCAAAUCCACCAUGUAUAUUGGCAAAUUCUAAGCUACACAACAAACUAUUUUUCCCUCACGAAUUGUCUAUGGAUAAUACUUCAGGCAUAAGAGAAAGAAUAAUAAAUUAUAGCAGUAGCAGCAGCUCGAGUUAUGAUGAUGAUAGCGAAGUUGAAAAUACUUCUUUUGUUAAGAAAGCUAAUGUAAAAAAAUGUUCAGCUUACAAUAACCAUAAUUUAAAAACUGAGACUGAAACGUGUGCCGCAACUGCGAUUUCUGAGUUCAAAUUCGAAAGUGAUGAAGACUCAAUGUUAACUUCAUUAGGCGAUAGUGAUAUAGAUAUUCAGGAUGAAAUACACGCAACAAACGAUUCGGUUGAUUAUUGCAAUGAUUUUCAAAACAACAAAAUGCUAGAAUCUUUUAAUUCAAUAUUUGUUGACAGUCUACGGACGAAUACGAAAAAUGAAUCUGGCAAUAUGGAAUCAUCUCCGCAUAUAACAUCGCUGGAAUCAUUAAAACCUGAGAAUGUGGAUGCUAUUUCAAGAUAUUGUAACAAUAACAACUUAGGUGUAAACUUAUCCAAUGAGCUCAGUAACACUAGUGCGAAAUCGAUCAAAUCGUUGGAUUCAACAGAGAAGCUGCCAUCACUUGGCAAUGAGCACUGUACUGGGAUUAAAACAUCUUCAGAUUUGGCCUCUACCAGUAUUGCUGAUAAAAAAUUAACUAGGAUUCAACAAUUCAAAGAAUGGCAUCAAGUUCUUCAGUUAAAAUCGUACAACAAUGAGCCCCUAAUUGUUUUGCCUUACGUUUUGCUUGAAUAAAUUUAACGUUUCUUUCACGCUGUGUGAUAGCAUUUCCGAAACAAAAAACAUGAGAAGGCGUGUAGCAAAAUAUAAUACGUUAAAAAAUAUUUUUAACUUACAUUUAAUCUUAUUUAGUAUACACUUAGUACGUUUUGAUCAGAUCACAGCACAGGUUGGUUAAUUCUAUAUCUAACAGGAUUAAAAUAUAACAAAAAAGGAAAAAUAAAUUUGGUUCGCAAUAAGAAUUUUCGUUACUUUGUACUUUUAAAAAAUGUAAAUUUUUUCCACCUUAAGAAAAUUAAUUAAAUUUAUAAAUAUAACACUUAAUGUAUAAUUGUAUAUAAACUAACCUUCUAGUUUCCCAAUAAAUUUUAUUUAAAAAAAGA
Molecule: messenger RNA, 5086 nt
Organism: Drosophila simulans
Lineage: Eukaryota; Metazoa; Arthropoda; Insecta; Diptera; Drosophilidae
Gene: MED26
Product: mediator of RNA polymerase II transcription subunit 26
Exons: 6
Coding region: 270-4718 (1482 amino acids)
Biological process (GO): positive regulation of gene expression; regulation of transcription by RNA polymerase II
Cellular component (GO): core mediator complex; mediator complex; nucleus
Molecular function (GO): transcription coregulator activity
Source: RefSeq, a predicted model, not a curated record